Branchiostoma floridae (Florida lancelet) is the source of this 4824-nucleotide messenger RNA. Its product is annotated as vacuolar protein sorting-associated protein 35-like. The transcript has 19 exons. NCBI's taxonomy places the organism in Eukaryota, Metazoa, Chordata, Leptocardii, Amphioxiformes, Branchiostomatidae. The record is from RefSeq and is a predicted model, not a curated record. Gene Ontology annotation, biological process: retrograde transport, endosome to Golgi; intracellular protein transport. Gene Ontology annotation, cellular component: retromer complex; retromer, cargo-selective complex; late endosome. The coding region runs from base 78 to 2540 and encodes 820 amino acids.
UAGGUUUGACUACAAACAGCCAAUGAGCUAACUCGUUACUUUUCUUGCUGUGAUGGCAGUCACGUGAGGAAUCCAAGAUGCCGCAGACACAGCUGUCUCCCCAGGAGGAGCAGGAGAAACUCCUGGAUGAGGCCCUCCAGGUGGUCAAGGUGCAGUCCUUCCAGAUGAAAAGAUGUCUGGACAAGACCAAGUUGAUGGAUGGGCUGAAGCAUGCCUCCAACAUGCUGAGUGAGCUCAGGACGUCCAUGCUGACUCCCAAGAGUUACUAUGAGCUGUACAUGGCGAUCUCGGACGAGCUGCGCCACCUAGAGAUCUACCUGUGCGAUGAGUUCCAGAAGGGUCGGAAGGUCGCAGACCUGUACGAGCUGGUGCAGUACGCGGGAAACAUCAUCCCCAGAUUAUAUCUCCUGAUCACGGUGGGUGUGGUGUACAUCAAGUCUAACGAGAGCUGCAGGAAGGACAUCCUGAAGGACCUGGUGGAGAUGUGCCGUGGGGUGCAGCACCCCCUGCGUGGCCUGUUCCUCAGGAACUACCUGCUGCAGAUGACCAGAAACAGCCUCCCGGACUGUCCACCUAAUGAGAACCCGGAGCCUGUAAAGGAAGGGGAGGUGGAAAUCAGAAGUGGAGACAUCAAGGACUCCAUCGACUUCAUCCUGCUGAACUUUGCGGAGAUGAACAAGCUGUGGGUCCGCAUGCAGCACCAGGGGCACACGCGCGACCGAGAGAAGCGGGAGAAGGAACGACAGGAGCUGCGCAUUCUGGUGGGGACCAACCUGGUCCGCCUGUCUCAGCUGGAGGAGGUCAACAUACUGAGAUACCAGAAGCUGGUCCUGCCAGGUAUCCUGGAGCAGGUGGUCAGCUGUAAGGAUGCCAUUGCACAGGAGUACCUCAUGGAGUGUAUUAUACAGGUAUUCCCCGAUGAGUUCCACCUGCAGACCCUCAACCCUUUCCUGCGCUCCUGUGCCGAGCUGCAUGCCAGUGUCAACGUCAAGAACAUCAUCAUAGCUCUCGUGGACAGGUUGGCCCUGUUUGCACACAGAGAUGAUGGCCCAGGUAUCCCUAACGACAUCCAGCUGUUUGAUAUAUUCUCCCAGCAGGUUGCAACUGUCACACAGGCGCGACAAGACAUGCCCACAGAAGACAUCGUGUCCCUCCAAGUGUCACUCAUCAACCUGGCCCUGAAGUGUUACCCAGAGAAGAUCCAGUAUGUAGACAAGGUGCUGGAGACCACUGUGCAGAUCUUCAACAAGCUCAACUUGGAACAAUUCCUAGAGAACAGCAGUGCCGUUUCCAAGGAACUGUCGCGCCUGCUGAAGAUUCCAAUCGACUCGUACAACAACGUGCUGACCGUUCUGGAACUCAAGCACUUCGCUCCCCUCUUCGAGUACUUUGACUACGACUCCAGAAAGAACAUGAGCAUCUAUGUUGUCAACAACUGUCUGGAGAAUGGCACAGAGAUUCCCAUGGCUGAGCAGACGGACCAGAUCCUGCAGCUGGUCUCCUCGCUGGUCCAGGACCAGGCUGACCAGCCCCAGGAGGAGCCUGAUCCUGAGGACUUCUCCGAGGAACAGAACCUGAUGGGACGCUUCAUGUCUCUCCUCAACUCUGACAACCCCGACCAGCAGUACAUGAUUCUGAACUCAGCCAGAAAACACUUUGGUAAUGGUGGCAACAAGAGGAUAAAGUUCACCCUGCCUCCCCUGGUGUUCUCUGCCUUCAGACUGGCCUUCAGAUACAAGGAGAUGUCUGAGGAGGAUGACAAGUGGGAGAAGAAGUGCCAGAAGAUUUUCCAGUUCUGCCACCAGACCAUCAGUGCGCUCAUCAAGGCGGAGUACUCGGAGCUGCCCCUGCGGCUCUUCCUACAGGGGGCACUGGCCUGCGGGGAGGUCAGCUUCGAGAACUACGAAACUGUUGCAUAUGAAUUCAUGUCCCAGGCCUUUUCAUUAUAUGAAGAUGAGAUCAGUGAUUCCAAAGCACAGCUGGCAGCUAUCACGCUCAUUAUCGCCACGUUUGAGAGGAUGUCGUGUUUCGGUGAGGAGAACCAUGAGCCCCUGAGGACGCAGUGUGCGCUGGCGGCCUCCAAGCUGCUGAAGAAGCCAGACCAGUGCAGGGGGGUCAGCAUCUGUUCUCAUCUCUUCUGGUCGGGCAAGACAAGAGAAGGGGAAGGCACAGAGAUGAACGGAGAGGCCAGUCCUGAGAGGGGAGAACCAAAAGAGCUUCAGGACGGUAAGCGUGUGAUGGAGUGUCUGAAGAAGGGACUACGUAUCGCCAACCAGUGUAUGGACAAGUCUGUACAGGUCCAGCUCUUCAUCGAGAUCCUCAACAGAUACAUCUUCUUCUAUGAGAAGGGAAACGAGGCAGUGAAUGUCCAAGUCCUGAACCAGUUGAUAGAGAAAAUUAGAGAAGACCUGCCCGAGUUGGACUCCAGUGAAGAGAUGGAUCAGAUCAACAAGCAUUUCCAGAACACGAUAGAGCACUUGCGACUGCGGCAAACCUCCCCAGAGUCGGAGGGUCCGUCCUACCAAGGGCUGGAGAUAUAGGCAGGGCGGGGGCUCUAAGGGAAAAUUGUAGUUACUGAGUUGUUGGAUGACCACAUCCCGGUACAUGUACCUAGCCAGUGUCAUUCCAGCUCUAACCCAGAGCUGCUUCUAUUACUAUAUAGGUAAAUAAACACAAUACCACUUCUUGAUUCUUUCUCCCGUAUAACCUGAGUGACCAACCAAACUAUGAUAACACUUCUCGAAUGUCAGGCAUGGGUCCUUUUAAAGUUCAGCUUAGGUCACACCAGUUUGAUUUGUUGGUUCAAGGAUUUUAGAAAACUAAAAACAAAUAUGCUUAACUGGAAACACUUAAUCAAAAAACAAAGCCUGAGAACCAUGUUUGGUGCGCUCGGUUUUAUGGAGUGGAUACUGUUAUAUUCACAUUUCCUCCCUACCCUCUAGUUUUAUGAUGUCUGCUUGCUAUAUCUUUAUUUUUUAAAUAUCCGUGAACCAGCAAAUUGAAUUGAUGUGGCCUUAUUUUAUUGGUCGUGCUGUAGAUAUUAAAUGCACAAGCACACAAAAGUUUACAAAUUGGCAGCCAGUGAUUGUGCAAUGUGUCCUUUUUUCUUUAAAUCUUUAUAAAUGGAAUUUUCUGUCAGGAAUAAGAUAAAAGACAAAGAAAAUUGGCUAUGAGUAAAAUUGAUUCUGUUAAGAAUUGUAUUAUCUAGGUAUAGGCUGAAAAAAUCAAUGUAUUGUUGAGAAGAGAUGAAUCUAAAGGACAAAAGUUUAUUCCUUUUUUGUGUUUCACCUUGUUGUAAGGAAAGGUUAUGUGCGUAGGUCACAGAAAUUGCACCACCCUUCGCCCCGGUUUGCUAUCACCAACAGUUAAAACUGCAGUUUGUGGCACAGCUAAAGCAGGCAGUGGCUGGCAAUAACAAGAAAGUGCCAUUAUGGGUUUGUACAGUGGGCUGUUAUGCAAAAUGUAGGGGAAAAAAGUGCUGUUGUAGGGGGGAAAAGACACUGCUGCUGUACUGCAGUUGUAUCUUAGAUAGAGGAUUGAGGGUUGUAGACUGGCUGGAGACAAGGUAAACUGCUUGGUACCUAUUAGUGCUGGUUUGGUGUCUGAGGGAUAAUUCUGUGGCCUGUGUGUUAUACUAGUAUCCCAUUUGCCAUGUCAGUUAAACAGCAAAGCUGCAUUACAUUUUGUGCUGAACCAUUUGUCUCACACAACACAGAUUAUUGAGGUAAGAACACUGGGCCAGAUCUCUUUAACUAAAAGCAUCUCCCCCUGUCCAAAAUCUCUGGUGAUAAAAUGUUGAUAGAAUUCCCCGUACACAGGCUAUAAGGCUAAAGGUAUAUUUCUUAUGGGUUUUGCUGAAACUGUAAGAUACUGUGUAAGUACAAGAAGCUGUUUUUUGACAAAUUUGGACAGAAGCAUAAUUGUGAAAACAUGAGAGAGAAAGAGCCUGUAUUUGACAAAAUGUUUGUUAGGUUGAGGUCUAACUGUACAAAACCCUUUAUAUAGAUGAUGUAGCUGUAGUUGAGACGUACUGUGACAUAUAUACGUGUACCGACUAGCUCUGACCAAAUAAAAUCAUAGUGGCUAUAUUGCUAUAAGAGAGCAUUGUAUGUAUAAAUGAUUUAUGUUAACUGGCUUGCAUAUACAGAUAAUGGCCAUCCUGUGAAACUGCUGUAACAUCGCAGAAAAGCGAAUCUCUUGAUCAAGAAAUGCCAUUACCGAUUGAUCAUAGCAGAUUAUUCUUUAUUAAAAGUGAAGUUGUUUCAAAUUAAAGAUCUUAAAAUCAUGAUCCCUUAGUGUUAGUGAAACUGUAUAAACACCUAUGACAUUGUGUUACAUUUCAUGUGUUGUGGAGACAGAACCAGAAGUAAAGACACCAUUAAUGUGACUGAUGAGUAUGGUACCUUCUACUUCUGAAACCUGACCAGACUGUAGGGGCCUCUUCAUAGGUCAUUGCAAUAACGCUUACAUUAUAUACCUCCUAAAUUAUUGAUCUAUCAAAAUAAGGUUUGUUCAGUUGAUAGCGAUCGUGGAUUGUGUGAAAUAGCUACUGGAGGACCACAUAUUCUCAGUUUGUUAACAGCAGAUUUGGGCCAAUCGUGUCUGAUCCUUCCCAGCCUUUCCCAUGCUGCCACAGUUGAAGUAUCUAACGUCUCUGCUUUCUCUCUCUCUCUCUCUCUUGUAUAAAAUGGCUGUCAUCAUGACGUGUUCUGCAGAUAACCCUUAUAGCUAUGAGUGACUGUAAAUUGAAGAAGAUAAUGAACUCGCCAUCGCUGUAUCCCAUCACGUGGGUUUUCACCAAGAAUAAAAAAAUGCUUUACUUGG